UGCUUACUGCUUUCAGUAAGACCAAGAGGGACACAUUAAUACGAUAUACUGUUCUUUUCAAGAAGCAGAUCCCCAAUCCUGUAUCCUCUGCAAGCAAAAGUCUACUAACCACGGUCUGAUUUUGGCAUACUUCUGAUUUUAAACAGAAGCAAAUAAUUUCCUCAACCAUCAAAAUAAGUUCCUCCUCAAAACCUUGGAGGAUAUUGUGGAUUAUGAAUCGCAGCAUCUGUUGGCUGUGCAAUUUGUUCAGAGAUGGCACAAAUACAGUCAUUUCCAAAAUAAGUCUGGAAGAAGUACUGCUGUGGUCUCAGUCUUUUGAAAAGCUAAUGGCUACUAAAUAUGGGCCAAUCGUCUACAAAUCCUACCUGAAGACAGAAUAUAGUGAUGAGAACAUGGAAUUCUGGUUGGCUUGUGAAAGGUAUAAGAAGAUUUUAUCACAGAGGAAAAGAAUUUCAGAGGCACAGAAACUUUUCAAGGAAUAUAUCCAACCCCAGGCCCCAAAAGAGAUUAAUAUUGACAGUCCAGUAAGAGAAGGUAUUACCAUGAAGAUUCAGGAACCAACUCAGUCUUGUUUUGAUGAAGCUCAGAAAAUUGUUUAUCUGCAUAUGGAAAGAGACUCAUAUCCCAGGUUUCUUAGCUCAGAAAUCUACCAAAGCCUUAUCUUUACUCUUUCAGCCCAACAAAAAUCACCGAUCAAAAUGGCCGUGGAGAGAAGUUGGAAGUGACUGGAGAGGAAGAGAUACAUGUGCAGCAGCUGAAAAUAACCAAGAGAUGUUGGACAGUUAUGAAAGCAGCACAAAAUGUACAUACUGUAUAAUGAGACUUGUGUUAGGAGAAGGCAUUGGAUCGAAAAAUUCCAAAGUCAGCUGGCCUUGGCUACAGGCUGGGGAUGAGAAAACAGCUGCAUCAUACAGAGGUAUCCAACAAUGGUUAGCCAGAUAUCCUCAAGCUGAAGUUAGGGGAAUGUGUAGAUGUAUCGUGUAUGACUUUAUUUUGAAUCAAAGCUUCCCAAUUCAAGAUCCAGGAAAACAUUUGGUGAUGCUCCCCAAAAUUUGCUACUCGGUGAUAAAGAGGAAAUAUGAAAUGCAUGGGGAACAGUAAAUAUUUGAUUCAUUUAAUAUAAAUCCCAAGACAUUUAUACUUAAAUGAAAUUAAAUCAAACUUAGUUUGUGCCCGUCUCAUAAUUUUAUUCACUCCUUUGUCCUUGUUCAACAUAAUUUUAUCAAGUGCAAUCUAAGGGCUUCAGGCAAUAUUAUGCACUCCUCUGUUAAGUCCAACCAUGAACCACCACAGGUCAUCUAUGUGGUUAAAUCGGCCAUUUAAUUUUUGCAUUUGCAGGCAUGGGUGAUGUUGAUAGCAUUCAUAAACGGUACAUUUUACACUAAAUUUCACAUUUCAGCUAAGAGUGCAGGAUAAAAGCAGUUCAUUAAGUCUUUGCUUGAGGUUGGACACUGGUUAGUUUAAUGAGUCAUGACAGCAGUCGCCUCACAUAUCUGAUUACUGAGACAUGCAGAGAAAAACGUGUGGCUAAAUUAAUUCUGUGAGAGGUCUGUUUGCUGUCUGCCUGAGGUUUAUUAGAAUUGUGGAAACCCUGACAAUUUUAAUUCUCCUACUCCUCUCUGGGCUACCUGCCCACUA
Python bivittatus (Burmese python) is the source of this 1638-nucleotide messenger RNA. RefSeq names its product regulator of G protein signaling 13 (gene RGS13). The record is from RefSeq and is a predicted model, not a curated record. NCBI's taxonomy places the organism in Eukaryota, Metazoa, Chordata, Lepidosauria, Squamata, Pythonidae.